GUGCUACUUUUCUGUAAAGCUUCAACGUGGACUAAUUGACGUUAGCUAUUAGCUAACUUAUCCUCAAUUAUAGCAAACUCUUUGGAACAAGACAAGCUACUGUUAGCAUUUCCUACAAGGCUGAAAUACCAUCAUGAUUGUGACUACAGAGGAAGAAAACCAUAUACUGUGGGUGGAAAAAAUAACAGCACUGUCUCCUGCCUCGCCACACGUAGCUGAAGGCCAUCAGACAUGCCCAUUCACAUCAGCCGAGUUGGAACAUCUUUUCAACAUGAACACAGACAAAGAUCCUGAAUUUGUCACCCCAGAGGGAAACGGGAUGGACGUCUGUAGUGAUGUUGCAGACGCAAAGCCACAGGAGGAGAAAGAAGAGAGGGAAGAUAACUCAUUCAGUGAGAAUGAAAUGCAGCGUGCGAAACUUGUGACGGACCCACUAGAUGCAAUAAAGACCGAGGCAGAGGAGAUGGAAGACCAUGAGCCGUACCCCAAGGUGGAAAAAGAAAGAGAGAUUGGGCUAAAAGAGGAAGCAGAGGGGGCCAGCGAGGACGGGACGGAGGAGGGAUUUGACGAGGAGAGGAUGGAGGACGACGAUGAGGAGGAGAGGGACGGCGAAGGCGAUGAGGAGGGAGACAGCCUGAACGAGCCACAGGACCUUUCGUUGGCGGACUACUCGCGUUACGACAGCGCGGCCCUGCCAGAUGCACACACAGAUGCUGCUGCCGGUGCUGAAGGGACCUACGUGCCUGGAGCCGGGGGCCCCCGCAUCCAGGCAACAGGCAAGCUCAACUGUGACAUCUGUGGCCUGUCCUGCGUCAGUAUCAACGUCCUGCUGGUGCACAAGCGCAGCCACACGGGUGAGAGGCCCUUCCACUGCACUCAGUGUGGGGCCUCUUUCACCCAGAAGGGAAACCUGCUGCGCCACAUCAAACUGCAUUCUGGGGAGAAGCCUUUCAAAUGUCCCAUGUGCAGCUACGCCUGCCGUCGACGCGAUGCUCUGAGCGGGCACCUGCGCACCCAUUCUGUAGAGAAGCCGUUUAAGUGCAACCACUGCAGCCGCAGCUACAAGCAGCGCAGCUCCCUCGAAGAGCACCGAGAGAGGUGCCAUGUGUACCUUCAGAGCAAAGGUCCCGUCGAGAGAGCAGAGGACAGCCAGACACCCAGGACUCCGAUGGGCACUGAGCGUGCUCUGCUGCUCGACAGGCUCGCCAGCAACGUAGCCAAACGGAAGAGCUCAAUGCCACAGAAGUUCACUGGCGACAACGGCGUCUGCCUUGACCUGAGCUUUAACAGGGAUCUGGUCUACGGAAGUGACGUCAAGGACCCUCCGCCAGUCUCCCCGGGGCCUGACACCCACCAUCAGCAACAAGCCAUCCUUGCAGGGCCAGACAGCAACCCAGCUCCCUCCCGCAGGCCCUAUCCCAUCCAGUUAAGCCGUAACGACAUCAGCCCCAUGGGCCUCACUAACGGCCACAAGAUGGGCAUGCCGCUUAUGGGCCACCCCCACGCCGCCCAGCCACCCCUCGGCAUGGACUCGUUCCACACUGACGGCUCCCAGAUGCCGCAGCCUGUCAUGUACAGCUUAGGGCACCUGCUGGGGGGGCUGAAUCAUCAGAACGGCAUCCCUCACCCACACGCCCAGCCAAUCCCCUUGUCAGCAAUGGAGGCUUUACGGGUGGUGCGGGCCGACGGGGAGGGCGGAGCGCUGCCCGGGGCGGUGUACCCCUGUGGCCACUGCAGGGUGAUCUUCCUGGACUAUGUCAUGUUCACCAUUCACAUGGGGUGCCAUGGCUUCCGGGACCCGCUCGAGUGCAACGUAUGUGGCCACCGCAGUCGGGACCGUUACGAGUUCUCUUCCCACAUAGCCCGGGGCGAGCACCGCCUAGAACUGAAGUAGCUUUCAUUCAUGCUUACACACACACAGGCACGCACACACACACACAGACACACACACACGCACACAUAAGUAACUGGUAGUAUCACAAAUGAAAGCAUGAAGUAGCAGCUAUCUCUCUCUGUAUUUUGUGUGUGUGUGUGUGUGUGUGUGUGUGUGUGUGUGUGUGUGUGUGUGUGAGAGAGGCGUUAUAAGAGUGUGACGGGUAUCGAUGUUCUUAGUCAUAGUAUACUCAUCUGAAAAGAUGGCCUCUAAUGUGUUAAGGGGGGAGUAAUUCUACUUCCUUUUCAAACGUACAUUUGUACUUAAUGAUCUCUGCUUCAGCCACUGUUUAUAUCAUAUAACCAAUAUGUCAUAUAUACAUUCAAAUGUUCAACAGAGUAGCAAAAAUAAUGCAUUUGUUGUGUAUCUGCUGUUGGUUUUCUUCAGUUAUUUGUGUAAAGGUGUAAAAAUAAAAGAUAACUUCUCUUUUCCUUCAUCGCA
Molecule: messenger RNA, 2374 nt
Organism: Etheostoma cragini (Arkansas darter)
Lineage: Eukaryota; Metazoa; Chordata; Actinopteri; Perciformes; Percidae
Product: zinc finger protein Aiolos-like
Exons: 9
Coding region: 134-1894 (586 amino acids)
Biological process (GO): regulation of transcription by RNA polymerase II
Molecular function (GO): RNA polymerase II cis-regulatory region sequence-specific DNA binding; DNA-binding transcription factor activity
Source: RefSeq, a predicted model, not a curated record